Molecule: messenger RNA, 1586 nt
Organism: Paramormyrops kingsleyae
Lineage: Eukaryota; Metazoa; Chordata; Actinopteri; Osteoglossiformes; Mormyridae
Gene: cyb561a3a
Product: cytochrome b561 family, member A3a
Cellular component (GO): lysosomal membrane
Molecular function (GO): oxidoreductase activity
Source: RefSeq, a predicted model, not a curated record
UAACAGACCGACGUAACUCGCAAAAUAUCUUAAGCAGAGAGAAUUAAGUACAAAUUCUUUCAAAACGGUCCAGCGUAGAAGCACCAUGAAGUAAUAUAGAACUUAUAAUGAAAUAAUGGUACGAAAAGCAAAUGUUUAUAUGUGAAGUGUCAAUAAAGGUAAAUAAUGGGGAAGACUGCAUAAAGUGGCACUAGCAAGUGGCAGAAGGCGAAAAUGUUAUACGGCCGUGAGGGUUUUGGCAUGAGACGCCACGGCUGAGGAUUACGGCACCAGCCAUGUUGGUUGGCCAUGCUGUAAAUAAAGAGCAUGGAGAAGCGGGGCUGACCCGAGUGCUUUCGUUUUACUGAUCAGUGGGCUGACAGAUCUGUGUGCUCUCCGCGAAAGAAUUUCAAGACAAUAAAUCUCAGCACUCGCAAUGAGUUUGAGGCGGCACCCCCUGUAGUCACCUGACUUCCUCUGUGCACCAGUAAGGAAAUGAAGAAGUGAAAGAAACAGGGCCAGGAUGAGAUCUCUGCUGUUCUAUCUCAGCUACCUGCUUUGCCUGUGCCUUGGAAUUCUCUCUGUGGUGUUUGUGUCUUACUGGAACUACAAAUGGCGUGGGGGAUUUGCCUGGGACGGCUCAGGACUGCAGUUCAACUGGCAUCCGGUUCUGAUGGUGACCGGCCUCGUGGUGUUGUACGGGAAUGCCGCAGUUGUAUAUCGUGUCCCACUGACCUGGAGGCAAAGCAAACAGCCUUGGAAACUCCUGCAUGCCGGCUUGCUGUUCCUUGCCUUUGUCCUGUCUGUCCUGGGUCUUUGUGCAGUCUUUGACUACCACAAUGCAGGCUCCACCCCCAACCUAUACUCACUGCACAGUUGGCUGGGCAUCUGUACCACAGCCCUCUUCACUGCUCAGUGGGUGCUGGGUCUAGCCGCCUUUCUACUCCCAUGGUCUCCACUAGCGUUCCGCAAGCUCCUCAAGCCUAUACAUGUUUGGAUGGGCAGCAUCAUCUUCUUCCUGGCCAUUGCAUCCUGCAUUUCUGGCAUUAAUGAGAAGCUUUUCUUCGUCCUUAAAGGAAACACCAAUCAGACGCAGCCAUAUUCCAAGCUGCCACCAGAGGCCGUGUUUGCCAACUCACUAGGAAUCCUGAUUGUAGCCUUUGGAUUAGUUGUCUAUAAAAUACUGUCCAAUCCAGACUGGCAACGACCAGACCUAGGAAGAGAAGAGGACAGUUUUAGGCCAUUGAUUCAAGAAGAGAGCUGAUGCAACUACAUGGAAUAAAACGUUCAUUCUCCUUAAUGAAUUGUGUAUCUCCUGUUUGUGGAACACAAUGUUUUUCACCAAAGAAAAUAUUUUUGUAAGCACUGCUGGAACAGUGUAUAGAGUGCAUCAUCGCCAAAAUGGAUAUUUUCCAGCAUUAUCUACUUUGUUUUAGUAGCCUUCGUUCAUGUUGACAGUCUAUAUCAAUGGAAAUCAUACCAAUCAAUUGUAUUCCAUUGUAGCAGCCGUGUAUAUGUUAUAAAUCUACAUAUAUUAUAGUCUACAUUUCUUUUUCAGUCAGUGAUAUUUUGUGCCUCUUAAUAAAUGAUAAUAGAUGAUUCAUUCA